CAGUUUCGGCCGUAGCCUGAAUGUUCCAGAUGAGGCCUGUGUGAUUAAGUCAUGGAAAAUGGCGACUGUGGAGCCGGAAAUCAUCUCAAAUCCAUCUAAAAGUGAAGAGGAGAAUUCAGAGGAGACAAGCCAGGAGAUUGUCAACCCUGACUGCUACAUCAAACAUCCACUCCAAAACAGGUGGACUUUAUGGUUUUAUAAAAACGACAAGGCCAAAACAUGGCAAGCAAACCAGCGACUGAUUUCUAAGUUUGACACAGUAGAGGAUUUUUGGGCGCUUUAUAACCACAUUCAGCUGUCCAGUAAUUUGAUGUCAGGUUGUGAUUACUCUCUUUUUAAGGAUGAUAUUGAACCAAUGUGGGAAGAUGAGAGAAAUAGGAAAGGAGGCCGAUGGCUUAUUACUUUAAACAAGCAGCAAAGGAAACUCGACCUGGAUCGUUUUUGGCUGGAAACUCUGCUUUGCCUCAUUGGUGAGGCCUUCGAUGACUACAGCGAUGAUGUAUGUGGUGCUGUAGUCAACGUCCGAACAAAAGGAGAUAAAAUAGCUGUCUGGACAUCUGAUUAUGAGAACAAAGAAGCAGUAACGCACAUAGGGCGGGUGUAUAAGGAACGCUUGGGAAUCCCUAUGAAGAUGACUAUUGGUUAUCAGUCUCAUGCCGAUACAGCCAGUAAAAGUGGAUCAACAACCAAGAACAAGUUUGUGGUCUGAAAACAGCCUGAUUGCUCUCAUUUUUAUUUCUCUCUCUCUCUCUCUCCCUCUCUCUCUCUCAUUUUGCCUCUCUGCCCUGAACCAAAGCUACAUAUUAACAGGGGCUUACUAAAAAUGCUGUAAACCCCCAACUAAUGCAUGUUUGAAAGGGCAAUAGGAAUCCUUAACACACACCUUAAGGUUUACCAAUCCCCUCAACAGCUUGUUCACUAAGGCAAAUUCACUACACGUGUUCAGCCAAGCAAAUUAUAUCUACCCAAGUAAACCCUAAUGAUGUAGCUGAGCUAUUCAAGCAUGACUCAAUAAUAAUGACUCAAACAAACAUGAAUAUCUAUUGUUAAGUACUUGAAGAUUGUAUAAUAUUUGAAGUGUUCUUUUUAAAACAAAUCUGUGUUGAAUUAUUUAAUGAGGAGGAAUGAAAAUGCCUUUGUGCUCUUAUCCAGCAGCCUUGCUGCAUUAGUGCCUAAUGAACACUUUUUAACUUAUUAAAAUUUAUCCUACCAUUUCAUGUAGGUGGCAUGAAGCCACUGAAUGAAUGUAAUCAAUCAAACCUUUGUAAGGCUGCCUUAUUUUUCAGCAUUAACAAUAUUAAAUUUGAGGUGUUGCAUUCCAGUAUGUGUUUUUUAUGCGUAAAUAUAUUUGAAUGAUUGAGUUUGACGUUCCUUGUUCGAAUGAUACAAUUUGGGACUGAUAAUGUAAUAGUUGAUGCGUUAUUGUUUGAAUGUAAUCUGGGCAGAAUGUUAUCACUAGGUCCUAAAAUAAACCAGAUGGAUGUGG
Molecule: messenger RNA, 1486 nt
Organism: Trichomycterus rosablanca
Lineage: Eukaryota; Metazoa; Chordata; Actinopteri; Siluriformes; Trichomycteridae
Gene: eif4eb
Product: eukaryotic translation initiation factor 4eb
Exons: 7
Coding region: 59-709 (216 amino acids)
Biological process (GO): translational initiation
Cellular component (GO): cytoplasm; eukaryotic translation initiation factor 4F complex
Molecular function (GO): RNA 7-methylguanosine cap binding; translation initiation factor activity
Source: RefSeq, a predicted model, not a curated record